CUUUCUUACCUUCAGAUCUGGAUGCGAACGGGCGUGGUUCUGGAAUUAGAACUAGGGGAAAUUCAAAAUCAACGUUCAUUUUUAUCGGUGAUUUGAGAUUAGGGUUUUGAUAAACCUAAGUGAGAUUCACACACAUUAUCGGCUUCGGAAGCAUUGAGCCAAAGUCAUGGCAUCUCGCUUACAGAUUCAGGAGGAUGAAUCUGUAUCUCUACGAGUUACUCAUGGAAACAUCAAGAGCUUCUCUGCCGAUGUUCGUUUCUCACUACAGAUGACAGUGGAAUCUGUAAAAGACAAACUUUGGAGAAAAUGUGGCACUUCUGUUAAUUCGAUGUGCCUUGAGCUCUAUGACGACACUGGUGCCAAAAUUUCAGUUCUAAGUGAUGAUUUGAGACCACUUGGAUUUUAUUCUCCACAAGACGGAUACCGGCUACAUGUUAUAGAUCUUGACCCCUCAUCAGUAACCUCUGGUGGCUGGCUGGAAGACACUUCACUGGUGGAGAAAUAUUCCAUUUCUGAAGAAGCCUAUGAUAAACUUGAUGGCACUUUUAGAAAAUUUAAGGAAAAAUUAGCAUCUCAAAACCCCUCAAUUCUGGAGUCCAAGAUAUCAGAUCACUACAUGGAAGAUCUCUGUGCAAAUAUCAAGGUAGGAGACAGAUGUGAAGUUGAACCAGGGGAGAAAAGAGGAGUUGUCAAAUUUGUGGGGCGUUCACAAUCUCUCGCACCUGGGUUCUGGGUUGGAGUUCAGUAUGAUGAGCCAUUAGGGAAACAUGAUGGCAUGGUGAAAGGGACACGGUACUUUGAUUGCCCUCCUCUCCAUGGUGCAAUGGUUAGGCCAGACAAAGUAAAGGUUGGUGACUAUCCUGAACGUGAUCUCUUUGAGGAAGAUGAAAUAUAGUCAGAUCGUAAAGAGGGGAGUAUCACGGUCUGCACUGCAAAUUCCAUAAUCCUUUUAAGGAUUCUGAAAUAGCCUUACUUAAUUUAUGCCUGUUAUAAUUUUUGAUACUCCCAAGGCUUGGAAAUGAUGUGUUUAAACAGUUUGAUAUUGUGACAGAAGAAAUGAAAUUCUCAAGUUAAGAGUGUGCGA
Vitis riparia (riverbank grape) is the source of this 1084-nucleotide messenger RNA. Its product is annotated as tubulin-folding cofactor B. The coding region runs from base 167 to 895 and encodes 242 amino acids. Gene Ontology annotation, molecular function: alpha-tubulin binding; microtubule plus-end binding. Gene Ontology annotation, cellular component: cytoplasm; microtubule plus-end; nucleus. NCBI's taxonomy places the organism in Eukaryota, Viridiplantae, Streptophyta, Magnoliopsida, Vitales, Vitaceae. The record is from RefSeq and is a predicted model, not a curated record. Gene Ontology annotation, biological process: tubulin complex assembly; cytoplasmic microtubule organization; post-chaperonin tubulin folding pathway. The transcript is spliced from 8 exons.